Lonchura striata (white-rumped munia) is the source of this 1479-nucleotide messenger RNA. Lineage: Eukaryota; Metazoa; Chordata; Aves; Passeriformes; Estrildidae. The record is from RefSeq and is a predicted model, not a curated record.
AUGAGCGCAAAGAGCCCCUCUUGGGACCAGGCUGUUCUCCAGCCUCCAGUGUGUGAUGCCUGGAAAGAGAUUAUGGAGGAAGCAGCCUACCAGCUGGCCAGCUGCAUUGUCCUCCUGGGUUACAUGGGGGGAAGUGGCAUCUUUGGGUCCCUCUAUAUCUUUGGCCUCCUGGCCCCAGGCUACUUCUGCUAUGCUCUGUGGGGCUGGCUGAGCGCUUGUGGGCUGGACAUCUUCAUCUGGAACAUGCUGCUGGUCCUCGCCUGCUUGCUUCAGCUGGCUCAUCUGGCUUACCGGCUCCGCAGAAACACCAUCCCAGAAGAGUUUGACCUCCUCUACAAGACCAUGUACCUGCCCUUGCAGGUGCCCCUGGAAGUCUACAAAGAAAUCGUGAAGUGCUGUGAAGAGCAGGUCCAGUCACUAGUCAGAGACCAGAAUUACGCAGUGGAAGGCAAGACACCCAUUGACCGCCUCUCGUUGCUGCUGUCUGGCAGGAUCCGAGUGUGCCAGGAUGGACAAUUCCUUCACUACGUCUUUCCAUACCAGUUCCUGGAUUCUCCAGAAUGGGAGUCUCUGCGACCUUCUGAGGAAGGAACUUUCCAGGUCACCCUCACAGCCGAGACCGAUUGCAGCUACAUCACCUGGCCGAGGAAGAAGCUGUAUCUCCUCCUGAGGAAGGACCGCUACAUCGCUCGGCUCUUCUCCUCCCAUCUGGGCUAUGACAUCUCAGAGAAGCUCUACUCCCUCAAUGAGAAGCUCUUCGCCAAGUUUGGCCUUCGCUUCGACAUCCGCUUGCCCAGCCUCUACCACGUCCUUGGGCCAGCCUCCUCCGAGGGGGAGUCGGAGGACUGUGAGGAGCUGCUGCCAGGCUCUGGCCAGGCCAGCGUCUCUGAGCCACCGCCGCAGCCGCCACCGCCGCCACCGCCGGCUCCGCGCCCCCGGGCAUCCCGGCCCGACAGUGAUGUGCUGGGUGAGGACUCCACCAGUCUUGUCUUGGAAGAUUUUGCUGAGUUGCCGGGGUCUUUUAUGGACUAUGUGAGCGAAGGGGAGUAUAUGAAUUCUCACCCUCUCUGCAAAGGACGAGCCCCUCUGGCUCCCACCCAGACCCCUGAACUCUAGGGAACAACAGGCUGUUUUGAUCCUGAAGGCCCUCCAAGGGAGCAGAUGCUCACACAGGUUUUUGACCAGAGACACUCUUUAGCAUGCAGAGACGUCUGCCAGCAGAUAUCCACACUCAGGAGCACAUGAAGCAUAUGCUUAAGACUGCAGUGUGACACUCCAGCACCUCCCACCCCAUGGCUGUUCACCAGAGCUGCCUUCCCCAGUGUGCUUCCAUGGUCUGUUUUCUAGUCCUGCCUCUCCAAGGUUAUCAGCAGCUCUGUCACCAAAGUGCACCAAUAUCCUGCAAGCAAUACCAGCCUGCUUGCAGAAUCUGUGUUCCCUUUGAUUCAAUGAUUCCCAUUAAAGUCAGAGAUGAAACUA